Messenger RNA from Rhodamnia argentea, 1159 nucleotides. Its product is annotated as protein PGR. Bases 74 to 940 code for a protein of 288 amino acids. The record is from RefSeq and is a predicted model, not a curated record. The transcript has 5 exons. NCBI's taxonomy places the organism in Eukaryota, Viridiplantae, Streptophyta, Magnoliopsida, Myrtales, Myrtaceae. Gene Ontology annotation, cellular component: membrane.
UGACAAUCUCAGUUUCAAAGGGCUCCCCAAAAUCCUCCCAGAAAGCAAACACCCGUCACUUUCGCUGCAGCAAAUGGAAGGAACCCACUUGGUUCGACCGGCGGUUGCGGCUCUCGUCGCUUCUUUGGUUGCGGUCAGAGCUUACGGGCGGAAAUCGCUCGACUUUUCGGGGGCACUCGCCGGGUUCCUCGUCAUGGCCGUUCACAUCGCGGCUGGGUACAGGUAUGGGGCUAUGUUGCUCGUUUUCUUCUUCACUUCGUCGAAGUUGACCAAAGUUGGGGAGGAGAAGAAGCGCAAGGUUGACCCUGAUUUCAAGGAGGGUGGACAGAGAAAUUGGGUACAGGUCCUAUCAAAUAGCGCCAUUGCUACGGUUCUUGUCGUGGUUAUCUGGACAUUAACUGGAUGGAAGGAUGAGUGCUUGGACUCCGGAAAAUCAGCUCUGAUUACAUCUCUUAUUGGUGGUGUAAUUGGUCACUAUUCUUGCUGUAAUGGAGACACAUGGUCUUCAGAGCUCGGAAUUCUUAGUGACGAGCAGCCACGACUAAUCACGACCUUCAAGCCUGUGCGGAAGGGCACAAAUGGUGGCGUGACUGUUCAGGGACUAAUGGCUGCUGCAGCGGCGGGCGCUGUAAUAGGGAUAUCAUUCGUGCUUGUUGGAUUUCUCACAACAAAAUGCACGUUGGAUGUGGCUUUGAAGCAAUUAUUAGUGAUACCCCUGUCCACCUUGGCGGGACUUUGUGGGAGUGUCAUAGAUUCUCUGCUUGGAGCCACGUUACAGUUCAGUGGAUUCUGCACAGUUCGGAAUAAGAUUGUUGGUAAACCAGGGCCAACAGUCAAGAAGAUUUCAGGACUCGGUAUUUUGGACAACAAUGCUGUGAACCUCGUUUCGAUAUUGAUGACCACUAUGCUGACCUCCAUCGCCUGCGUGUACAUCUUCUGAAGUCAUCUUUUCUAGCUGAAUAGUUAUUGAUAGAUCGCGAAGGUAGUUCUCACGGGGCCCUAACUGAAUAACUCCCGUGAGAUUGCAAGUUCUUACAGGGCCCUAUGCGAUCAGGUAAUUAUUCCUUUUGUAAGCAGUGAACCGGGCAAACCUCAUAAUCCUUGUGAUGGUUCUUGAGUUGGCUACGAACUGAGGAAGUAUUGAAGACGACUGUUUCAU